Messenger RNA from Nicotiana attenuata, 701 nucleotides. Its product is annotated as histone H2B-like. The record is from RefSeq and is a predicted model, not a curated record. The transcript has a single exon. The coding region runs from base 112 to 555 and encodes 147 amino acids. Gene Ontology annotation, biological process: nucleosome assembly. Lineage: Eukaryota; Viridiplantae; Streptophyta; Magnoliopsida; Solanales; Solanaceae. Gene Ontology annotation, cellular component: nucleosome. Gene Ontology annotation, molecular function: protein heterodimerization activity; DNA binding; structural constituent of chromatin.
UAAAUCUCACCCACUCUUCUCUUUCUCACACAACAAUUCUUCAAUUCACAGUCUUUAAUCUUCCUACUCUCUAUUACUAAACCCAGUUUUCGAUUCCAAAGUUCAGUUUCAAUGGCACCAAAAGCAGAGAAAAAGCCAGCGGAGAAGAAACCAGUAGCAACAGAGGAGAGAAAGGCCGAAAAAGCACCAGCAGAGAAGAAGCCAAAGGCAGGAAAGAAGCUUCCAAAGGAAGCAGGCGCAGCUGGUGCUGAUAAGAAGAAGAAGAGAGCAAAGAAGAGUGUAGAGACUUACAAGAUCUACAUUUUCAAGGUGCUGAAACAAGUUCACUCUGAUAUUGGGAUUUCAAGCAAGGCUAUGGGAAUAAUGAACAGUUUCAUUAAUGAUAUAUUUGAGAAACUUGCUCAGGAAUCUUCUAGAUUGGCUAGGUAUAAUAAGAAGCCUACUAUUACUUCUAGGGAAAUUCAGACUGCUGUUAGGCUGGUUUUACCUGGUGAGUUGGCUAAACAUGCUGUUUCUGAAGGUACUAAGGCUGUUACCAAGUUUACUAGUUCUUAGAAUUGAAAAAUGUUAGGUUUUUAAGUUUUUGCUUGUUCAAUGAUGUAUUGAAUAGAUGAAUCGUUUUUGAUUAAAUUUCUGUUGUUAUAACUGUAUUAAUGAACCGUUUUGAUUAAAUUUAUAUUGCAGAGGGUACAAUUAUUUUA